AGAUGGCGGCUCAGCAGAUAAGGAGGACGAUAAACGAUCUUUCUUGGAUAAUGGCCAUGGAUGAUGAAGAUGACUCAGAUGUGGAAAUCUUGCUACUAGAUGCGUUAGAUAGGGAGCCUAGGCCUUUUCAAAGCUCCUUWAGGAUCGACUUGGAAGCUCUGAAUGACAAGGAAUGCAUUGACCUGUUUAGAUUCAAUAAAAACGAUCUAAGGCUUCUCCAUGAGCUAUUACAAAUUCCAGAGGUGUAUAAAUGUCCAAAUGGUACCGUGGCCCGUGGUAUGGAGUCCCUUCUUCUCAUUCUCAGAAGGCUCUCUUACCCAAAUCGUCUAUCAGAUUUAUGCCCACUCUUUGGGCGACCUGAACCUGAGUUAAGCAUGAUCCUACAUGAGGUUUUAGAUGACUUGUAUGACCGGUUUGGUCAUCUCCUUGAAAUUCUGGAUAUGAAUUGGAUAGAUGGACAAACCUUUGCUGAUGCCAUUCAUGCUGCUGGGGCAUCUCUUGAUAAAUGUUGGGGCUAG
Exaiptasia diaphana is the source of this 518-nucleotide messenger RNA. RefSeq lists its product as uncharacterized. The coding region runs from base 3 to 518 and encodes 171 amino acids. The transcript has 5 exons. The record is from RefSeq and is a predicted model, not a curated record. NCBI's taxonomy places the organism in Eukaryota, Metazoa, Cnidaria, Anthozoa, Actiniaria, Aiptasiidae.